Messenger RNA from Psylliodes chrysocephalus, 2107 nucleotides. The record is from the annotation of a GenBank genome assembly. NCBI's taxonomy places the organism in Eukaryota, Metazoa, Arthropoda, Insecta, Coleoptera, Chrysomelidae.
CUUCCUUAGCGGAUGCUUACGUUAUAAAAUAAACCUAUUCCAAAUUUCAGCUUUCUAGGCUCAGUAGUUUUGGCUGUACGCUGAUAGGUCAGUCAGUCAGUCAGGACAAACAAUUUUAUAUAUAUAUAGAUAAAUAAAAGAAGUAAAAUUCAUUAAAAAAGCCACCAUCCCAAGCAAUUUGGCAACGUUUUAAAUCGCUGAAAAAGCCAGUCGCUGAAAACUGAAAGAAAAUAAAAACGUUCAAACGCGCGGCAAGCCAAUAUAACGCAAAACUUCGUUCCAGCGUUUAAAUUUAGAUAAAAUUCUCCUCAACUCGAUCUCUAUCGACACAAAUUGAAAAUUUUUAGAACAGUCCAUUCGAAUCUUUCAGCGGUAUAAGAAAAAUUUUAAUUAGCAGUGUUGUGACGUUAUAAUUUCGAAAUUUUAAAGGAUUAUUGUGAAAAAUGCCGUCAUUAUCAUCACCAACACAAUCAAUGGACACCGUAUAUCCCGAGCCAAUGUCGAGGCUCAACAGAAGAGUAAUUCCUAAAAAGAGAAGAGGAGGCUCUCACAGAUAUCGAACUCAACCAGUUACAUUUUCAGAAAUACAGGAAGUAGACGAAGAAAACGUAACCGAAGAAACCAUCCCGGAAUCUUCAACAUCAAAGUCCGAACUCAGCCUUUUAAUUAAUCAAAAAUUCGAAGAAUUCAAGAAGUCCAGAGACAAUGACUUUGUUCUUAGUGCUCUUAAUGAAGAAAUAUUAGUUAAUAAUUCCAAAACAAGUGUUCCCUUAACUACCUGCAGGUCAAUAGGACGACUGCCUUCGAGGCCGUCUUUUUAAUAUUCCUAUUUUCCUAAAUAUAAGAAAAGCUUUGAAUAGAUUUUAUACGUUGAUAUACUCUUUAGAAUAAGUAGGUAGUUUAUACGAAUUAAGACGGUUAUUUAGAUUUAGUUCAUAUUUAAUCCGUGAUUAAUCUGUACUCCAGUGGCAGGACAAUAGGUAGGUUAAGUUAUUUUAGAAUAUUUCCGCUCUCAUAAGAUAUUUAAAAGAACAACACUAUAAAAAAUAUAUAAAUACAUUUUAAUUUCUCCCUCAUUGUUUUUAAUUGCUUGGUUCGAUAGACACUAACCUCUUCUAAAUAUUUUGAGUUUAGGCUAGUUUGCAGUUAACGCAUUAAAGCAACAAACUUUAUUAUAAUAUAAAAGAGACAAUGGUAAUUAAAUAAGAAACGACUUACCUGUAAGGAAGAUCGUUCUGAAUUAUAUAAGUAUACUCGUGGGCAUCUUAAAAAUACUCUAUAUCCAAAUACUUCAUGAACUUUUUGACUAAUCCAUCAUGCCAAACUCGGUUAAAAGCUUUUUUAACAUCUAGAACAACGGUUAAUGAGAUUUUUUGAGUGUUUACUGCAGUGACCGCAGUAGUGCGAACAAAAUUACACUAUAUGUUUAUAUAAAUUAGUGGGACGGUGGACUGAACGGUGGAUCGGCCGUUAAAGCACCAAACAAAACGAUUAAAAACUAGUCCGACGGAAGACUGCACGAUGACGUUACUGAUUAGCGCAGAUAUCGAGGCCUGCUGAGGCUCUUUGACAUAGAUAUAAGUAAAUUCAUACAAAACUAUAGACAUUACUCCACUAUCGUUCUAACAAGCUCACCCAAAUUGAUAUAUAAUGCUUGUAAAGCAAGGAGAUGGCAAAUUCACAAUUAACAUGUACGGUAAAUCGGCUUUGAGAUCGGCCACGGCCUAUUUUAGGUCAUUGCGGGACGGAGCUUCAUGAAGACAAUUUAGAAGCAAUCCCGUAUUGUAUAUAUUACUGUAUAAUGCUAAAUGAUAUGUAUAUAUUUGUAAAUAGUUAAUAAAUGAUUUUUGAAUUGAAUAUCGACGCCUGCCUCGAUAUCUGCGUUGGCGAUGGAUUUCACCGUCCAGACUCGUAAUAUAGCAACAAAUUCACAAAAUACCCAACACACAAGUAAAUUCAUUUCAAUUAUCGAUCACAAACUCGUCAAUAUUGCCAUAAUAUAAUCAUUCGAUAAAGAGAUGGCACCUUAAAAUCCAGAAAUUAUUAAAUUGGGCAAUGGAAUUACAGGCUAGGGCGUCUUGCGCGCCCAAUUUAGUCGAGAAUUGAG